Emiliania huxleyi CCMP1516 is the source of this 837-nucleotide messenger RNA. RefSeq lists its product as hypothetical. The transcript has 2 exons. The record is from RefSeq and is a predicted model, not a curated record. Lineage: Eukaryota; Haptophyta; Isochrysidales; Noelaerhabdaceae. Bases 1 to 837 code for a protein of 278 amino acids.
AUGGCUGCUCCGUACCCGGUUUGCGAGGAGGUCGAGCCGCAGGCCGCCGCGAUCGAGGAGGUCGAGACCCGCCUCAACAAGCUCGGCAAGUCCAAGCCCGUCGACCUCUCUGCCUUCUCCUGGCUGCAGUGGUCGCCGCCCACCGACUCCAAGUGCGGCCAGCCCACCACCUACACCCUUCCCUUGGCCCGCUCAGGCCUGACGGCGGAGAACACCAUCUACGGCCAGUCCAUCUGCCCGGACGAGAUCAACAACGAGAAGGGCGACCUGGCGACGCUGAUGGCGGACCACUGGGGCGAGUGCUUCCCGAUGGGCGGCAUCGGCGGCGCGCCCUUUGUCGGCAAGACUGGCUUUGGCGCCUUUUCGCACCACGUGCCGGAUGACGGCCACAUCAUCAUCCUGUUUGGCCCGCACAUCGCCAUCUCGGACGAGGGCGAACUGGGCAAGUACCUGCGCGAGGGGCAGGUGCACGAGUCGACCGCGUGCGGGGCGGUGCUCGGCGCGUACGCCGCCUGCAAGUGCGGCCAGGCCGGCGAGUUUGACGAGAUGGAUAUGCAGCAGUCGUGGCUCAAGCAGCGCAUCAACCGCCGCUUCGGCGAGAUCGAGUCCUCAGACGAUCAGAUGAAGGCGCUGAUCCACGUCGCGUACGAGGCGGUUAAGGAGAAGCUCCUCGGCAUCAUCAACACCGACUUUGGCAGCGGCAAGCUCAUCUUGGUCGGAGGCAUCCAGAUCAACAUGCCCAAGCCGUGGGAGGACCACUUCCAGCCGCUCUACUAUAAGGUGCACCAGAAGGGCGCCGAGCCCGUCGACAUCCUCGACGACAUGUGCUCCUUCUAG